Molecule: messenger RNA, 9350 nt
Organism: Coregonus sp. 'balchen'
Lineage: Eukaryota; Metazoa; Chordata; Actinopteri; Salmoniformes; Salmonidae
Source: the annotation of a GenBank genome assembly
UACGUGUGCGUUUGUGUAAAACGUCAUCACGCCCUAGUAACCUCGGCAGCGUCUUGGGAAGAUAGAUCGCUAGCUAAAGCAACAAGAUGGUGAGUUAAAUUGACUGUGAUAAAUUGCUAUUAUAAUGUAGAUCGAACUGAAUAAAUGCAUAAUAAACAAUACUAUCGAAUAUAUUUUUUUUCUUCAAAUUACUGCCACUGUACCCUUUAAGACAUUCAUAAAUUGGUGAAAAAUAAAGAUGUUUCAAAAGCUGACUGCAGCGCCAGCGGUCUUGUUGCGCCAUUGGUUUAGCUAGCAUCAUGAUGAGAUGUGUAGUAUAGCUAACUAGCUAGGUAAACUCCGUUAACUGUUGCUAGCUACAUAACUAGUUCAGUCGCUUCAGAACACUUUCCCUCUUUGAAACCACCGUGUCAUCCUGAAGAGAGCGUCAUUAUUUCGAGAAUCAUUCUCUAUUUUCUGUAUCCUCUCUGCGCAUCCUCUCAAGUCGCAGGCAUCUGUUCGGCCUGUUGUCGAGGGAUGCAAGUAGCUAGCUAGGUACAGUAGUUGGCUAAUUUAGAUAGCAGGUUUACUAGCAGAUUGUAACGAACUAAUGUGAACCUCCAUUAUCCGUUACAGGUUGGGUACUGUUUUGCAUAACACAGAUAAUUUUCCACUAACCUUAACUUGGCGAUGCUUCCUCAAUGGUCGACAUGGAAGACAGCCAAUGUCUUCUAAACAUCCCCCAAAAAUGUAUAGUUGCAGGGGGUUUGUUUGAAUUUAGAGAAUGCUCCAUGAAGUAAUCCAACAAUGUGUAUGCCGCCAUCUUGUCUAUUUAAAAGGUGAGUGGCACUUUGGGGUGGACACCCACCUGUCUCAAUCAAUGAGAGAAGAUUUGAAAUAGUCAAGAUGGCAGCAACAUUUUUAACAGCAGGCUUGCCAGAAGUUUCCGACCCUACCCUUACACUUGUUUACACUGAGCUGCACUGGGGUCGGAACGCAAUCAUGGUUACAUUAAGACACUGUGGAGCCUGCCCGAGAUAUGGUUUGAAAAACGUACCUCAAAGCAGGGAUGGGAUAUGCCACCUGUACUCCAAAUGUUACCUUUAUCCACACUGAUACAUUGAGAAGAUUGAAAUACUGCUAGUUUUCCUGGAAAACUGCCCUUUUCGUGCUCAUGCUAGCUAGCAGUAGCCACCGCAGCCAUUUUGGAAUGGCACUGUCGGCCAAUCAGCUCCUUUGUUGUUCAACGCAACAUGCCAUUCCAAAAUGUCUGCAGUGGCUACUGCUAGCUAGUAUGAGCACGAAAAGGGCAGUUUUCCAGGAAAGCUAGCAGUAUUUAAAUCUUCUCAAUGUAUCAGUGUGGAUAAAGGUAACAUUUGCCGUACAGUGGCAUAUCCUAUCCCUGCAUUGAGGUAUGUUUUCCGACACAUAUAUUUUGUUCCGGCUCCAUGGUGUCUUAAACGAAAGAUUCACCCAUUUUGAAUGUUGUAUUGUUUUUGUGCAUCUCUGGAUGAUGUUCUAUCGAUUCCCUGGGUCAUUUCAUGUUUUUUUGUGUAUUUGAGUUAUUGGCGUUCAAGCAGGCAGAAAUCCGGCCGGUAUGACGUAGCACUGUGAUAAAGUCGCUCUCACUACACUGGAAGUUAAUAGGAAUACGACUUUUAGAUUGCGAAAAUGUAUAUCAUACAUGUCAGAUUUCAAUACUGGCCAAUGUCAUAACUCGGGAGGAUGUCUUCUCUCGAAUGAGCCAUUGAUCAUAUUUUUGCGAUAUUCCUAUCUCAAUAAAAAAAAUAUUUAACGGAGGGUCUAGCACAUUAUUUGUCUGCCUCUUUAGUCCAGGGUGCAUUGCAUGGUGCCGUUGCCAGAUAUAUUAUAGAAAGGAUAUAGGAAUCCAAUUAAUUAAGGAACGUAUAACGCCCCACCCAGCAGACUGUCGACCAAUCGCGUUCAUGUUGUCAAGCUGCGUCACACGGUUGCUAAGCUAAUCGUCACAUAAUCCCUUCUCAAAGUCAGUGUAUACUGUAUGUCAAGAAACGUGCCUAUUUUCCUCGAAAGUACGCAGUGUCACGAUUCCAAAGCUAUACGAUAUUACAGAUAGCAAGUUAAUUAUCUCACAUCUCUGAAAAGAUUUGUAAUGUUGUACUUCUUGUUGAUGAAAUUCGUGCUAAUGUUGGGUUUUUGAGCUAGCGCCCAAUAGACUCCCAUUCACUCCUUGACAGAGAGCGCUCCUUGUCCUAGAAUAGCCCAGAAUGCACCGCACGGCCCAUUGACGUAGCAUGGGCAACGUUUCCCAUUUCCUCAAAAGUAUAUCUGCCAUUGCGAAUGUUAGACAACUCUGUGAGGCACAUCUAUCUGCAGGUUGAACAUGGUGAGAUUGUAGACUCCUAAAUUGAUUGUGCAGUGUGUUUAGGCUAUUUUACAGCUGAUAUUGUUUUUGGUAUUAUUGUGUGUAGCUACGUUUGCUAGCUAGCCAGCCAGCCCAUAGAGAGAGCAUUGCGUUGUGGAUUUUGUAGUCGACUUGAGCUGCAACAGAUUUCCACAACAAUUUUCCAUGUUGCUACCAACCUUAUUAUAACGGCAAAAUGAAACAUUGGUUCACAAAAAAUAUUGUUCUCACAUAUUAAUGUUAUUUAACACUAAAUUCAAAGGAAUGAGUGGUUUUGGGUGGAUUUUUCCUUUAAUGUAACCAUGAUUGCGUUCCGAACCCAGUGUAAACGAGCGUAACGGUAGGGUCGGAAUCUUCUGGCGAAUAGCCAGUAUGCUCCUGUAGCUCCUCCAUUGGUCAUGUCACGACUCAGGAUAACCCAUAACGGAUCGGAUUUUGAUAUGUUGCAGGGUUUGCUGUCAAUCCUUCGAAAGCUAAAGAGCACACCUGAUCAGGAGGUUCGGAUCUUGUUGCUGGGUUUGGACAACGGAGGAAAGACCACGCUGCUGAAACAACUGGCCUCUGAGGACAUCAGUCACAUCACCCCCACACAGGUAAUGAGGAACACACACACACACAUUUAGGGGAGCCUAGUAUUUUUUUAUUUGAGGUAGAAUUGCAAUGUGUAAAGGUUUAUACUUGUUGAAGCCAAUUAAGAUGUUGCCUGUCAACACUCCAACAUAUUGAGAAAACACUGUUUUUUUUGUUUUUUUUGUUUUUGCUAUCACUCAUUACUGUAGCCUAUGCUAUUUAAUACUGUAAACUGUAGUAUCUAUCCACAAUGGACUAGGAUGAGAAUAUUCCGUGCCCCCAGUCGAAUUGGAGUUGAUGACAACGCAAAGACCGUCAAUAACCUACGGAACUUAAGAUGAACUCAUGCAGUAUUAAGCCAUGGAAUACCUUGAUUGGCCAGUGAGUGGCCAAGCCCUAGUCACACCUACAGCGUGUUUAUUCAUCGAAACCCAGCCCUUUCGCGCCACCGCCAGCUAUUGCGCUCAUAAUUCCUGCUGUGAAAAUAGCAAAAAUAUCUCUGACACACCCCCAGACCUAUAGCACUGCCGCCAGCACUUAGAUUUACCAUUGCCUUAGAUUUGUUAAAAUAAAGCCCUACAGCUUGUUUAUUCAUCGAAACCCAGCCCUUUCGCGCCACCGCCAGCUAUUGCGCUCAUAAUUCCGGCUGUGAAAAUAGCAAAAAUAUCUCUGACACACCCCCAGACCUAUAGCACUGCCGCCAGCACUUAGAUUUACCAUUGCCUUAGAUUUGUUAAAAUAAAGCCCUAACACUUUAACCCCCCCCCCCCUCUCUCUCUCUCUCCCUCUCUCCAGGGCUUCAACAUAAAGAGUGUUCAGUCUCAGGGUUUUAAGCUGAAUGUGUGGGACAUCGGGGGACAGAGGAAGAUCAGACCCUACUGGAGAAACUACUUUGAGAACACUGACGUGCUGGUGAGUGGCUCAACCAUAGCUUCCUUUACGGGGGUAUUACUUUUAUACAGUGGGGAGAACAAGUAUUUGAUACACUGCCAAUUUUGCAGAUUUUCCUAUUUACAAAGCAUGUAGAGGUCUGUAAUUUUUAUCAUAGGUACACUUCAACUGUGAGAGACGGAAUCUAAAACAAAAAUCCAGAAAAUCACAUUGUAUGACUUUUAAGUAAUUAAUUUGCUUUUUAUUGCAUGACAUAAGUAUUUGAUACAUCAGAAAAGCAGAACUUAAUAUUUGGUACAGAAACCUUUGUUUGCAAUUACAGAGAUCAUACGUUUCCUGUAGGUCUUGACCAGGUUUGCACACACUGCAGCAGGGAUUUUGGCCCACUCCUCCAUACAGACCUUCUCCAGAUCCUUCAGGUUUCGGGGCUGUCGCUGGGCAAUACGGACUUUCAGCUCCCUCCAAAGAUUUUCUAUUGGGUUCAGGUCUGGAGACUGGCUAGGCCACUCCAGGACCUUGAGAUGCUUCUUACGGAGCCACUCCUUAGUUGCCCUGGCUGUGUGUUUCGGGUCGUUGUCAUGCUGGAAGACCCAGCCACGACCCAUCUUCAAUGCUCUUACUGAGGGAAGUAGGUUGUUGGCCAAGAUCUCGCGAUACAUGGCCCCAUCCAUCCUCCCCUCAAUACGGUGCAGUCGUCCUGUCCCCUUUGCAGAAAAGCAUCCCCAAAGAAUGAUGUUUCCACCUCCAUGCUUCACGGUUGGGAUGGUGUUCUUGGGGUUGUACUCAUCCUUCUUCUUCCUCCAAACACGGCGAGUGGAGUUUAGACCAAAAAGCUAUAUUUUUGUCUCAUCAGACCACAUGACCUUCUCCCAUUCCUCCUCUGGAUCAUCCAGAUGGUCAUUGGCAAACUUCAGACGGGCCUGGACAUGCGCUGGCUUGAGCAGGGGGACCUUGCGUGCGCUGCAGGAUUUUAAUCAAUGACGUUGUAGUAUGUUACUAAUGGUUAUCUUUGAGACUGUGGUCCCAGCUCUCUUCAGGUCAUUGACCAGGUCCUGCCGUGUAGUUCUGGGCUGAUCCCUCACCUUCCUCAUGAUCAUUGAUGCCCCACGAGGUGAGAUCUUGCAUGGAGCCCCAGACCGAAGGUGAUUGACCGUCAUCUUGAACUUCUUCCAUUUUUUUUUGCGGUUGGAGUCUGUUUGAUUGAGUGUGUGGACAGGUGUCUUUUAUACAGGUAACGAGUUCAAACAGGUGCAGUUAAUACAGGUAAUGAGUGGAGAACAGGAGGGCUUCUUAAAGAAAAACUAACAGGUCUGUGAGAGCCGAAAUUCUUACUGGUUGGUAGGUGAUCAAAUACUUAUGUCAUGCAAUAAAAUGCAAAUUAAUUACUUAAAAAUCAUACAAUAUGUUUUAGAUUCCGUCUCUCACAGGUGAAGUGUACCUAUGAUAAAAAUUACAGACCUCUACAUGCUUUGUAAGUAGGAAAACCUGCAAAAUCGGCAGUGUAUCAAAUACUUGUUCUCCCCACAGUAUAUAUAUAUAUAUAUACAGUGGGGGGAAAAAGUAUUUAGUCAGCCACCAAUUGUGCAAGUUCUCCCACUUAAAAAGAUGAGAGAGGCCUGUAAUUUUCUUCAUAGGUACACGCCAACUAUGACAGACAAAUUGAGAUUUUUUUUUCCAGAAAAUCACAUUGUAGGAUUUUUUAUGAAUUUAUUUGCAAAUUAUGGUGGAAAAUAAGUAUUUGGUCACCUACAAACAAGCAAGAUUUCUGGCUCUCACAGACCUGUAACUUCUUCUUUAAGAGGCUCCUCUGUCCUCCACUCGUUACCUGUAUUAAUGGCACCUGUUUGAACUUGUUAUCAGUAUAAAAGACACCUGUCCACAACCUCAAACAGUCACACUCCAAACUCCACUAUGGCCAAGACCAAAGAGCUGUCAAAGGACACCAGAAACAAAAUUGUAGACCUGCACCAGGCUGGGAAGACUGAAUCUGCAAUAGGUAAGCAGCUUGGUUUGAAGAAAUCAACUGUGGGAGCAAUUAUUAGGAAAUGGAAAACAUACAAGACCCCUGAUAAUCUCCCUCGAUCUGGGGCUCCACACAAGAUCUCACUCCGUGGGGUCAAAAUGAUCACAAGAACGGUGAGCAAAAAUCCCAGAACCACACGGUGGGACCUAGUGAAUGACCUGCAGAGAGCUGGGACCAAAGUAACAAAGCCUAACAUCAGUAACACACUACGCCGCCAGGGACUCAAAUCCUGCAAUGCCAGACGUGUCCCCCUGCUUAAGCCAAUACAUGUCCAGGCCCGUCUGAAGUUUGCAUUUGGAUGAUCCAGAAGAGGAUUGGGAGAAUGUCAUAUGGUCAGUUGAAACCAAAAUAUAACUUUUUGGUAAAAACUCAACUCGUCGUGUUUGGAGGACAAAGAAUGCUGAGUUGCAUCCAAAGAACACCAUACCUACUGUGAAGCAUGGGGGUGGAAACAUCAUGCUUUGGGGCUCUUUUUCUGCAAAGGGACCAGGACGACUGAUCCGUGUAAAGGAAAUAAUGAAUGGGGCCAUGUAUCGUGAGAUUUUGAGUGAAAACCUCCUUCCAUCAGCAAGGGCAUUGAAGAUGAAACGUGGCUGGGUCUUUCAGCAUGACAAUGAUCCCAAACACACCGCCCGGGCAACGAAGGAGUGGCUUCGUAAGAAGCAUUUCAAGGUCCUGGAGUGGCCUAGCCAGUCUCCAGAUCUCAACCCCAUAGAAAAUGAGGGAGUUGAAAGUCCGUGUUGCCCAGCGACAGCCCCAAAACAUCACUGCUCUAGAGGAGAUCUGCAUGGAGGAAUGGGCCAAAAUACCAGCAACAGUGUGUGAAAACCUUGUGAAGACUUACAGAAAACGUUUGACCUGUGUCAUUGCCAACAAAGGGUAUAUAACAAAGUAUUGAGAAACUUUUGUUAUUGACCAAAUACUUAUUUUCCACCAUAAUUUGCAAAUACAUUCAUUAAAAAUCCUACAAUGUGAUUUUCUGGAAAAAAAAUUCUCAUUUUGUCUGUCAUAGUUGACGUGUACCUAUGAUGAAAAUUACAGGCCUCUCUCAUCUUUUUAAGUGGGAGAACUUGCACAAUUGGUGGCUGACUAAAUACUUUUUUCCCCCACUGUAUACAGCUCUGGAAAAUAUUAAGAGACCACUGCAAAAUUAUCAGUUUCUCUGGUUUUACUAUUUAUAGGUAUGUGUUUGGGUAAAAUUAACCUUUUUUUAAAUUCUAUAAACUACUGACAACAUUUCUCACAAAUUCCAAAUAAAAAGAUUGUCAUUUAGAGCAUUUAUUUGCAGAAAAUGACAACUGUUCAAAAUAACAAAAAAGAUGCAGUGUUGUCAGACCUCGAUUAAUGCAAAGAAAAUAAGUUCAUGUUCAUUUUUAAACAACACAAUACUAAUGUUUUAACUUAGAAAGAGUUCAUAAAUCAAUAUUUGGUGGAAUGACCCUGAUUUUCAAUCACAGCUUUCAUGCGUCUUGGCAUGCUCUCCACCAGUCUUUCACAUUGAUGUUGGGUGACUUUAUGCCACUCCUGGCGCAAAAAUUCAAGCAGCUCGGCUUUGUUUGAUGGCUUGUGACCAUCCAUCUUCCUCUUGAUCACAUUCCAGAAGUUUUCAAUGGGGUUCAGGUCUGGAGAUUGGGCUGGCCAUGACAGGGUCUUGAUCUGGUGGUCCUCCAUCCACACCUUGAUUGACCUGGCUGUGUGGCAUGGCGCAUUGUCCUGAUGGAAAAACCAAUCCUCAGAGUUGGGGAACAAUGUCAGAGCAAAAGGAAGCAGGUUUUCUUCCAGGACAACCUUGUACGUGGCUUGAUUCAUGCGUCCUUCACAAAGACAAAUCUGCCCGAUUCCAGCCUUGCUGAAGCACCCCCAGAUCAUCGCCGAUCCUCCACCAAAUUUCACAGUGGGUGCGAGACACUGUGGCUUGUAGGCCUCUCCAGGUCUCCGUCUAACCAUUAGACGACCAGGUGUUGGGCAAAGCUGAAAAUUGGACUCAUCAGAGAAAAUGACCUUACUCCAGUCCUCUACGGUCCAAUCCUUAUGGUCUUUUGCAAACCUCAGCCUGGCUCUUCUUUGCUUCUCAUUGAUGAAGGGCUUUUUUCUAGCUUUGCACAACUUCAGCCCUGCCCCUAGGAGCCUGUUUCGAACCGUCCUCGCCGUGCACUUCACCCCAGCUGCCGUUUGCCAUUAUUUUUGUAGGUCACUUGAUGUCAUCCUACGGUUGUUGAGUGACAUUCAAAUGAGUUGGCGGUCAUCCCGGUCAGUAGAGAGUCGUUUUCACCCUGUGCCGGUCUGUAGCUUUGUUGUCCCCAAUGUCUGCUGCUUUACCUUGUUCUUAUGAACCACCGUCUAUGACAUUUUAAGGACGGAAGCAACCUGACGCUCACUGUAUCCCUCUGCCAGUAAAGCCAGAAUUGAACCCUUCAUUUCCUCACUCAAAACUUUCCUUUUCAACUCUUUUGGCAUGGUCCAUUGUUAUUUUUUGAUUAAUAUUACUUUUGAGGUACUAUUAGCACUGUUUUUGCCAUCCAGCUGGUCCUAUUGCAAGAGGAUAGUGAUGACCACAGCAGUGGUUUUUAUACUUUUCCUCGUUAAAUAAGAUUUGGUUCAUGUGAUCACCUAAUCAGUACCUAAUUCAGUAGAAUGAGGUGUGCCUGUGUUGGAAUUCAACAAACACUGGAAUGGAAUGGCUGUCAUACAUGUAGAGAUGCUGAUUUAAGAAACAUUUGCAGUGGUCUCUUAAUUUUUUCCAGAGCUGUAUAUAUAUAUAUAUAUAUAUAUAUAUAUAUAUAUAUAUAUAUAUAUAUAUAUAUACAUACAUACAUACAUACAUACAUACAUACAUACACACACACACACACACACACACACACACACACACACACCACACACACACACACACACACACACACACACACACACACACACACACACACACACACACACACACACACACACACACACCACCAGUAGUGUGCGAUUUAAUAAUUUUGAAUGGAGACACUACCGUAUUUCAGAUUUACGUCAUCGACAGUGCAGACAGAAAAAGAUUUGAGGAGACGGGACAGGUGAGUUUUCUUUCUCUUCAGUGAUGUUCGUGGGCUGUGUAAUGUGCAUAUUCUGCGUAUACAUAAGUUUAUAUUGGGAUCCCAUGCUGAUGCGUGCUUGUGUUCUAGGAGCUGGCUGAGCUGUUGGAUGAGGAGAAGCUGAGUGGGGUUCCAGUGCUGAUCUUUGCCAACAAGCAAGACCUGCUGACGGCUGCCCCAGCUUCUGAGAUCGCUGAGGGACUCAACCUGCACACUAUCCGGGACCGCGUCUGGCAGAUCCAGUCCUGCUCCGCCCUCACCGGAGAGGGGGUACAGGUGAGACACCAGCCAUAACCCAUCCAUCUACAACAGGGGUUGGGGUCAAUUCAUGUUUUCAAUUCAGGAAGUGACAUUUUAUUCUCUUUCUGUUUCCUUUCAGGACGGAAUGAACUGGGUCUGCAAGAGCGUCAACGCUAAGAAGAAGUAG